UAGCAUACUAUAAUGAAUUCUUUCCUGCAUUUUGACACAUCCCGACACACCUCCCGUCGAAGAAAAGCCAUUAGAUGAAGAAAGCAGUUCCGUAACACACUCCCUUCCUCUCCUCGUAUAGAUCACCAGCAGCACCGCCUUCAUAACCAUGGACAACAGGAACAUCGUCGUUUGCGACAAUGGCACUGGGUAUGUCAAGUGUGGAUUUGCGGGUGAGAAUUUUCCUACUUCUGUAUUCCCUUGUGUGGUGGGGAGGCCAAUGUUACGGUAUGAAGAGUCGCUCAUGGAACAAGAGCUCAAGGAUAUUAUUGUUGGAGCAGCAUGUGAAGAUUUGCGACAUCAACUGGACAUAUCUUAUCCUGUUAACAAUGGUAUUGUGCAAAACUGGGAAGAUAUGGGUCACGUGUGGGACCAUGCUUUUUUCAGUGAAUUAAAAAUUGACCCGGCAGAAUGUAAAAUUUUACUCACAGAUCCACCUCUUAACCCCUCAAAUAAUCGUGAAAAGAUGGUGGAGACAAUGUUCGAGAAAUACAACUUUGCUGGUGUCUUCAUUCAAAUCCAAGCUGUUUUGUCUUUGUACGCUCAAGGUCUGCUGACUGGACUAGUUAUUGAUUCUGGUGAUGGUGUCACUCAUGUGGUUCCAGUUGUUGAUGGCUACUCAUUCCCUCAUCUUACCAAACGAAUGAAUGUAGCUGGUCGGCACAUAACAUCCUAUCUUGUUGAUUUACUUUCACGGAGAGGGUAUGCAAUGAAUAAGACUGCUGAUUUUGAGACUGUUAGGCAAAUCAAAGAGAAGCUCUGCUAUAUAAGUUAUGAUUACAAAAGGGAAUAUCAAUUGGGCCUUGAAACCACCAUCCUGGUUAAGAAUUAUACUCUGCCUGAUGGAAGGACCAUUAAAGUAGGAACUGAAAGAUUUCAGGCCCCUGAGGCUCUUUUUACACCAGAACUUAUUGAUGUUGAAGGUGAUGGAAUGGCUGAUAUGGUUUUUCGCUGCAUCCAGGAAAUGGAUAUUGACAACCGUAUGAUGUUAUACCAACAUAUAGUUUUGAGUGGAGGAAGCACCAUGUAUCCUGGACUGCCUAGUCGCCUAGAGAAAGAAAUCCAGGAUCGGUAUCUAGAUGUGGUUCUGAAGGGAAACAAAGAUGGGUUAAAGAAGUUGCGAUUGCGAAUUGAGGAUCCACCAAGAAGAAAGCACAUGGUAUAUCUUGGAGGGGCAGUUCUUGCAGGAAUCAUGAAGGAUGCACCAGAGUUUUGGAUUAACAGGGAAGAUUAUAUGGAAGAAGGACUUGAAUGUCUAAGCAAGUGUGGUGCAGCUUGACUUUUCUGAUGCAGUCUGCCACUGUUUUGACUGUUUCAAAUUCCUCUGAUACAACACCCAUACAAAUGACGAUACUUUGAAAAGCUUGUGAGAGGAUUGUGAAUUUAUUUGGGUUUUAUCCUGUGCUGUCAUCAGUAAGCCUAUUGGUAUUGGAUAGAGUUUCACAGCCUCAGGGAGUGUUGUAUUCAACAAGUCGUAAAAUUGAAAAACAGUUUAUCAUUAUGUAUAUUCAUAAAUUUGGCCAUCAAUGUAUAUUUGUUGUAUUUCAGCUGAGAGGCUAACGAGGCUUAGAGCUUGAUUUUGACUGCCCAAUGUAAUUCAAAUUGAAUUCCCCUUUUUCUUUCUGGCAGGAAAUGAUUUUCUUGAAAGAUAUAUUACUGAGUUUGAAUUCUAUGAUAAUUAUGUUGAUUUUAUUU
This is a messenger RNA of Mangifera indica (mango), 1734 nucleotides long. RefSeq names its product actin-related protein 2. The transcript has 15 exons. Gene Ontology annotation, molecular function: actin filament binding. Bases 149 to 1318 code for a protein of 389 amino acids. Gene Ontology annotation, cellular component: actin cortical patch; Arp2/3 protein complex. Gene Ontology annotation, biological process: Arp2/3 complex-mediated actin nucleation. The record is from RefSeq and is a predicted model, not a curated record. NCBI's taxonomy places the organism in Eukaryota, Viridiplantae, Streptophyta, Magnoliopsida, Sapindales, Anacardiaceae.